CCCAGCAGAUUCCGCUGUGAAUCCCCGCAUUUUUUUAAAAAUGUGCCGCGUCAAACGAAAAUGGUAUAGUCACAAGGACAGGAAACCACGGUGGCAGCGGUGUUUCACAUGAGCAGCGGUCACUGUUUAGCAGCGCAUGUUUGUGUUUAAGUUUACCGCAGCUAGCUGUCUAGCUAACUUCAGCUCAUAUUCCAGCUAACUAAAAGUGAAACAGGAACAGUUGGUACGAGAGUGAGAGCGUGAGGAGUGUGUCGACUGUUAAAUCUCAACGGAGGUAUCAACCCAUCAACCACAAACAUGGUAACUUUUUGGCUUUAGCAGCAGCUUGACCAUGGACUCCUGAAAUCUUCAGGUUUCAACGACUCAUCUGGUCACUUGCGGUGGUUUUAGACCAGAGGUCACCAUUCAGCCUACAACCCGUCCGACUUCCCUAGCAAGAGGGAGCAAGCAGAUGGGGAACAGCUGCUGUCACACUGAGAGUCCCUGUGGCAGCACGGAGGAAAGAAGUGUUUUACUGAAAAAUGAUUCAAAGGCCACGGUGCCCACGGUUGAAACAGUUGUUGAGGGCUCAUGUGGUCCUGAUGGAGGUGAUGACAUGAGGAAACCACAUGAUGAGGCCGAUAUAAACGUGGAGGAAAAGGCUGAGGCUGUGCAGGUGAAGCAGCGUGCUGAGAAUGGAGAGACGGAGCCCAAAAACACUCAGGAGAAUGGACCGUUGAAGAAGGAAAGCAUUCAAUCAGCAAUGCCUUGUCUCUCCAAAGGGUUUACACUCAAAGAAAAUUCCCCUAGUGCACAAGAUGAAGAUAAGGAGGAAUCUGUAGGCGAUAAUGAACAAGCUGAACUUCUGAAUUUCCCUUUAAAUUCCCAGCAGAAAGCCCACACUGCAGCUGAUUGGGAAGUUUUUACAGAAAGGAAAGAGGUGCCAGAAGAAGAAAAUCCAGCCUCUUUGCGGGACAAAGUCCCAGGUGGCAUUUUACUCACAGCUGAGUCAGUCCUCCAUGAAAAGCCUCUGCUUACUGACACAAUCUCAGCAACAGAGCAUAUUGCAUUGAGCACUUCUCAUGAUGAUAGGGAAGAAACAGGCUCCAAGGUUUCUUUUGACAAUGCAGUAACCGAACCAUCAGAGUUUUCUCAAAAUAGUCAAGUGUUGUCGCUGCCAAACACUAAGCUGGAAGCAGCAGCUUAUGAGGUGAUUUCCAUCUCUGUGGUCAGUCAGGAGACUGACAAAGAGGCUCCCAGCUGUUCUGUGACAGAGGAUUCAGACACUGGAAGUUCUUUAUUGUGCAAGCAGGCUGGUCCUGAAGACAUUAAGAGCCAUGAAUACUCUGAGUCUUCUCCUGCAUCAGAGCCCAAGGGACUCGACCACAGUGGUGAGGAGCAAGACUCCGCCAAGUCUGUCAGGGAGUCAGAGACCACAGCUCCGGCAGACGCCACCGAGAGCCCAAAGUCAGAUCAGAAUGCAAAACCACAUUCUGAGUGUUCAGCUACGAGCUUGAAGGAGGCCAAGGAGAACAUCAAACAAGAUAUUGGGGAGGAAAUGAUGGUGAAAGUGCAGAAUAAAGAUGUGGAUGUCCCCAAAGUGGAGGAGGAGGAUGUGAUGGAGGAGGAGGCGAAAAGCGCUUCCUCUGAGACUGAGACUUCGGCUGGGAAGGAUGCUGAGAUGCAGGAGUUAACUGGAAAAGAGGAGCAGCUAACAUGGAGCACAGCCGCUGAUGUCACAGUUGAACUGGAACCUGUCACAGUGAAGGAAAACUCUGCUGACACACACCUGGGAAACAGUGAAGAAGACCUGUAUAGAGGGGCUGAAGAGAUGUCAGUGUCACAACAUAGUAAACCAGGAGCACCGUCAGUGUUCAAAACAACAUUCUUAAAGGUGGAGGACAGAUGCAGUCUGGCCAAGGCAGUGGAUAUUCUAUUUUACAGCGAAAGAGAGUGGAAAGGAAAUACUGCCAAAAGUGCUCUCAUUAGAAAGGGUUAUGAAGAGAUGUCCCAGAAGUUUGGCAGCUUGAGGAGAGUGAGGGGAGACAACUACUGUGCACUCAGAGCCACACUGUUCCAGGUGCUCUCCCACUGCACCCAGCUACCUGCGUGGCUGCAGGACGAGGACACGGCUAUGCUGCUAAAGAAACUGGAAGCACAGGAAGGUCUGGUAAAACAGUGGAAAUUUCCUGGGGAGUGCCUGCAGAGAGAUGGAACAGGAGAUGUUACCCAGCAGCUAAAAAGUUACAUGGAGCUUCUCCGAAGUGAGUGGCAGGCAGCCGUGGACUGCUCCUCCGCUGUGGAGCGGCAACAGCUGUGUGAGCGAGUGUUUCAGGGUGGAGAGGAGGAGCUCGGGCUGCUGGAGGCUCUCAAGCUGCUGAUGCUGGGCAGAGCGGUGGAGCUGCACAGCUGCAUGCAGGGAGGCCAGGACGUCCCGCUCUUCUGCUGGCUGCUGUUUGCGCGGGACUCAUCUGCCUGCCCACGCGCCUUCCUCUCCAACCACCUGAGCCAUGUGGGCCUCAGUGCCGGGCUGGAGCAGGUGGAGAUGUUCCUGCUGGGCUACGCCUUGCAGUUCACCAUUCAAGUUUACAGACUGUACAAGACUGACACAGAGGAGUUUGUCACCUACUACCCAGACGACCAUAAGGACGACUGGCCGUCAGUGUGCCUCGUCACAGAGGAUGAUCGGCACUACAAUGUGCCAGUUGUAGAAGCUGCAGAACUACACCAGGAGCUCAACUCGAGCUGAUGCCAGUGCAGAAAAAACUCCUGCCAUAUAAACAUAACACUCCUCAGGUUGAUCAAGAUGAACAGAAUUCAUCACAACAUUUUAGGAAAGAUGCUUGUUAAUUCUUCUUGCUAAGAGUUAGAUGAGAACAUAGCACUCUCAUGCAAGUCUUUAAAGGGGCAGUAAGUGAUUCUAAAGCAAUACACGAUUUGUAAAAAUCUGAAAAUACUUCCUCAGGGCACGCUAGCUGUCGGUUCUGUGUGCCGAAAAAAUCAGUUUUUUCGGCUCAGCCCUGGCUCAGUAAAUCGAAGGAAAAAAUGGUGCAGACCACACCACACAACCCUGCGAGUGCAGUUUGUAAAGAUCAUGCGUCGACACGUUAAGAGAGCAGCUAGCAGGUGGUAAGUGAAUCGGUCUCCCAAACCAGAGGUUUCGGAGCUGAUAAAUCACAACAACAAAGAGAAACAAGCUCUUGUCCAAAAUGGUUUACUGCCCCUUUAAGCACAGAAUGGAAUUUCCUUUAGAAAGGCCUUAGGAGGCAUUACAAAGCAAUUACAUUUAAUUUACAAGUUAUAAACCAAAAGUACGAUUGUUGCAACAGUGGAUUGUGAGGGUAGGAUGGUGUUCAGUCAGCAUCAUUAGAACUGAAGCUAACACGGUCACUACUGCACUACAGCAACAGUUAACGAGAAGCCCAUUGUCCCUGGCAUGCAUUGGCAAAUGUUGAUUGGAAAGUCUCCCUUCUCCUUUACUGGGGAAUUGUCACUGUGAGGUCAAAUAAAUGAGAAAUAAUGUGUUAAUAAUUUUGCUUAGGUGUUAGGCAGAUUUUUUUACUUUUGGAUAGAGCCAGACUACCUAUUUCCCGUUUCCAGUCUUUAUACUACUCACCCAGCUGCUGACUGUUCCUUAAUACAUGCAGUAAUGAGAGUGGUAUCAAUCUUCUCAUCAACCUCUACAAGAAAGCAAAUUACAUAAGUUCCGAAAAAGUUGGAUUGAAAUAUAUGCAGAUUUGUUAGUUAAAGUUAAACACUUUAUUACACACUGUACUGUAUACAAAGUUUUCUAUGUGGGUAUGUGCAUACAGUAAAUGUGCAUCUAACAUUGUGGGGGUCAUCUCCAGAAGGUACAAAUUGUUUUGCAGGGUGUCAUUUUGAUUUGCUGAUGGACAAUAAGAUGUCCACUUUUCAAGUUUGACUCUUUGUCUUUAAAAUCCUAGUAACAACACAGUGGAGCAGCCAACAGUGCGAGAAAUCAUCCAAUUGUUUUCGGCAUUUACACUGGAAUUUGGGCACUUUGAUUUGUAUGUUUAUUUAUUAUUUUUCAUUAUUUUAAAAGAUAUAUGACCAUCGUAAAUGAAACGGCUUGGGUAGACUAUGUAGGGUUUAAUGAUUUAUCAGGUCUACACCAGAUGGUGAUCAAUGGAAUCUUUGUCUGUCUCGCUCUAACUCAAUGUGUAACAUGUUGCCUUUAACCAAGCUGUUUAGAAGGGAAAAAUGUGCCAAUGUUGCUGCAUAAACUGCCAACACUCCCAACCACAGCCACUGGAGUUGACAAAGGGAUUGCUUGAUCCUCCAUGUUGCCUUAGAAAUGAAUGCACAAUAAGAAUGAAUGUUGGUUAUGAUUAAAGGCCAUUCCCUUGUCCUGAUUUCAGAGCAGGUGAAGGUGAUGAGUCAACAGUAAAACAUUGAUUAUGCCAUUGGCAGGAAUGUUCUUGCACUGUCAGAUUUUUGAAUGGCAUUUAAAUAAAAUAAAAAAGUUUUGUAAAAAGUA
Molecule: messenger RNA, 4477 nt
Organism: Scophthalmus maximus (turbot)
Lineage: Eukaryota; Metazoa; Chordata; Actinopteri; Pleuronectiformes; Scophthalmidae
Exons: 11
Coding region: 452-2728 (758 amino acids)
Biological process (GO): protein linear deubiquitination
Cellular component (GO): cytoplasm
Molecular function (GO): cysteine-type deubiquitinase activity
Source: RefSeq, a predicted model, not a curated record